Anopheles marshallii is the source of this 1518-nucleotide messenger RNA. It is a transcript of the gene angel, whose product is annotated as protein angel homolog 2. The coding region runs from base 1 to 1518 and encodes 505 amino acids. The record is from RefSeq and is a predicted model, not a curated record. Gene Ontology annotation, molecular function: 3'-5'-RNA exonuclease activity. NCBI's taxonomy places the organism in Eukaryota, Metazoa, Arthropoda, Insecta, Diptera, Culicidae. The transcript is spliced from 3 exons.
AUGAAACGGCUGCUAUCGGUAUUUAUCGAUCAUCGACUGCUCAAAACCUUUAGCCGCCAUUUCUGCAACCGGUGGCGUAGGUUCGGCGAUGUCCCGGCUGGCUGCUGGCCGAUAGCGAACAAAAUGAAUCAGUCGGCUGCUCAAAACGGUCAGUUCAGCCGUUGCCUUAAUCAGAAUGUCAACUACGAUACGCAUCGUCGCUGGGAACCGGUCCGAGGGAAUGGAAACAAUAGUUCAAAGGGUUACAAACCAAAAAACUCCUCGAAUUUGUGCGCCAGGGAACGGGUCGAGUUUACGCUGAUGAGCUACAACAUAUUGGCGCAAGAUUUGCUCAAUUCUCAUGUCGCACUUUACAAUGAGCACGAUCCGCAGGCGCUUCCGUGGAAGCAGCGCUCUAAAAGACUGAUGGCAGAGAUAGACACCGUCAAGCCGGAUAUACUUUGCGUACAGGAACUGCAGGAGUCUCAUGCCGAUUCGUUUUGCACAGGGUUGAAGCAGGAUUACGGCAUGCUGUACAAAAAGCGAACGGGUGGUGACAAAACGGACGGCUGUGCACUGUUUUAUCGGCGCGAUCUAUUCGAUCUCGUCACUCACCAUAAAGUAGAAUUUUACCAACCCAACGUUAAUAAAUUGAACCGGGAAAAUGUAGCUAUUAUAGCAAAACUGUCGCUGAAAGCAAACCCACGAGCCAGGCUCAUCGUUUCAACUACCCACCUUCUUUACAAUCCGAAGCGGCAGGACGUUCGGUUAGCCCAGGUGCAGGUUCUGUUGGCCGAAAUAGACCGUCUUGCGUUUAGUGGCACGAUGCCAAACGGAAUACCCCGGUACGAUCCCAUCAUAUUGUGCGGUGAUUUCAACCUGCAGCCGUUCACUGCACCGUACGAGUUGCUGACCAAAGGGUACUUGCGCUACGACCGGCUGGAAUCGCGCUCACUCAAACCAGCAACUUCCCAGCGACACGGUUACAAUGAAAAGCUUGGCAAAUAUUUCCUUCCGCCGGCACUGGGAAUUACCGACCAGUGUCAGCACAAUGCGUUACGUGACCGGGAGAAAGCUCACCCUGGUCAGAUUCCACCUUCGCACAUGACAAAGCUUCACAAUUCAAACCAUCGCCAUGAUAAAUCGGCUACGAAUGGUUCGGAAACCAGUGCGCCGGAUUUAUCCCCGUCCAAGCCUGGCACGCGUAGCGAUUUUUCUUCCGGUUCGCUGAGCCACCGUUUUGUGCUAAACUCCGCCUACCAUCAUUAUGGACCUGAAGCGGAAGAACGACAACAGGCGACGACGUUUCAUUACGAAUGGGUCACGGUUGACUAUCUGUUCUACACGCCGUACCGCUCGGUGGCGGAAUGUAAUCGUACACUGCCCAACUGGAAUCUGGAGCUGCUGAAAAUCUACUCGUUGCCAACCGUGCAGCAGUGCUGUUGGGAGAUUGGCUACAUACCAAACAAGCUGUACGGUUCCGAUCACUUUUCGUUGGCCGGUCGCUUUUUGCUUACCAUUCCCAAAGACGAACAGUGA